Molecule: messenger RNA, 675 nt
Organism: Colletotrichum orchidophilum
Lineage: Eukaryota; Fungi; Ascomycota; Sordariomycetes; Glomerellales; Glomerellaceae
Product: vivid PAS protein VVD
Exons: 3
Coding region: 1-675 (224 amino acids)
Cellular component (GO): nucleus
Source: RefSeq, a predicted model, not a curated record
AUGUCGACACAAGAGUACCAAUACCCGGCCUCCUACCUACAACCGCAAAAGUCGGAGCGCAUCCUUUCAUUUCGGUCACAAAAUCAAAUGUCGCCAACUAUGAACCCGUGGGAAUCAUGCGCGUUGCAGUAUCAAUUCUCCGAGGAGACUGAGCAAGCUGCCCAUGGAAAGCCUGGUGCUUGGCGACAACCGCAAGCCGCCGCCGAUCCUGUCAUGUACCCUGGGCUUUACUGUCCCAGUGGAUUCGACAUGAUGAGCAUCCUCCUUCGCGUUGCCGGAAGACCAAACCCCAAGGUGGAACUCGGUGCAAUCGACUGCUCUGUCGCCCUUCUCCUCUGUGAUCUCGAACAACCCGACUGCCCGAUCGUCUACGCCUCCGAACAUUUCAGCAUCCUCACCGGUUACAGGAAUAGCGAAAUUAUUGGCAAAAACUGCCGCUUCCUCCAAGCGCCUGGCGGAAAGGUCAGCCAAAAGUCCGCUCGGAAGCACGUCCCAAAGGAAACCGUCAAGAGCAUGCGCAAGGCUGUCGAGGCGAACGACGAGUUCCAGGUCGACGUGCUCAACUUCAGGAAAGACGGCACUUCCUUCGUCAACCUGCUCACCAUGAUCCCUGUCCGAUGGGAUUCUCAACACUUUCGAUACUCUGUCGGCUUCCAAGUCGCCCUAGAGGACUGA